This is a messenger RNA of Microdochium trichocladiopsis, 542 nucleotides long. Its product is annotated as Tetratricopeptide repeat-domain-containing protein. The transcript is spliced from 2 exons. Gene Ontology annotation, molecular function: protein binding. The record is from RefSeq and is a predicted model, not a curated record. Lineage: Eukaryota; Fungi; Ascomycota; Sordariomycetes; Xylariales; Microdochiaceae. The coding region runs from base 1 to 309 and encodes 102 amino acids.
AUGGCCAAUCUGGCGUCGACGUACCGGAAUCAAGGCCGAUGGGCAGAGGCCGAGUCGUUGGACUUACAAGUUAUGGAGAUAAAGAAAAAGGUGCUGGGGCCGGAACACCCUGACACGCUGACCGGCAUUAACAAUCUUGCUUGUACUUGGAAAGGCCAAGGUCGUCAUGAUGACGCAUUGGACUUGAUGCGCCGUUGCGUCCAGCUCAACGAGCAAGUACUUGGCCCACAUCACCCUCAUACGAUGUCCAGUCUUUGUGAACUAGAUAUAUGGCAAAAAAUCGACCAUUCAUUGCGGCAGCACAGCUAGUUUCGAUGACGAACUUUCCAUCCAAAACGCAGGUGGAAUGACAGGGACAGAGGUACGCUGUCAGACUCAUCAGACCAAACUGCAACCACAGCCUACUACAUCCAGCGAACCACCUACACUUCCUAAUACACCACAGGAUACUGGACUUCAUAAUGGUACUCAAUACGCACGAAAGUUUGCUGGCCCAUUUAAAGGAAUGCUGGUUGACAGCGGUACUUUCAUUAAUGUUGGCG